Messenger RNA from Lagopus muta (rock ptarmigan), 3102 nucleotides. RefSeq names its product translation initiation factor IF-2-like. The transcript is spliced from 3 exons. The record is from RefSeq and is a predicted model, not a curated record. The coding region runs from base 43 to 1029 and encodes 328 amino acids. NCBI's taxonomy places the organism in Eukaryota, Metazoa, Chordata, Aves, Galliformes, Phasianidae.
CACGCCGCCCGGGGGCAGCCGGCCGAGCCCCCGCGGGGUGCGAUGCGGCGGGGCGCAGCCGGGAGCGGGGCCGGGCCGCGGGCAAUCCCCGAGCUCUCCGGCGGCGGCGGCGGCGGGAGGAGAUGGGGUGUGUGUGAGUGUGAGUGUGUGUGUGUGAGUGUGUGUGUGUGUGAGUGUGUACGCGGGGGAGGGGGAGGCCUUGGACACAACCCCAGCAGCCCCCGGUACAGGGAGCCGGCUGGCGGCGGGGCGCCUGGCCGGGCGGGGGCGGCCGGGGAGCCCUCACCCCGCGGCGGCGGGCGGGCGCGGCGCUGCCCGCGGCCCCCCCGUGCGAGCUGCUACGCCGCCCGCUCCAUCCCCGCCGCAGCCGCCGCGGCCCCGGGAAUAUGGAGCCGUCUCCUCCGAAUUACUCCUUGGGCAGCGACCGAAAACAGGAUCUUCUCAUCCCCCCCCCCCACUCCUCCUCUCCGCCUUCCCCCCCGCGCUUCUCCUUCCUGUUAUUUUCUAGGUACACAGAUCGGUUUCUAUGAAAAUAGGAGAGCAGAGAGCGGCUCCGGUCCCUCCCGGCCCUUCCUUCCCCUGCUGAAGCAUGACAUGGUUCUUUAUGCGCGCCUGACAUGGAGGCUGGGCGAGGAGCAGCGGCCGCUGCGCCCUGCAGAUCGCUGCAGCCGGGUCCCCGGAUCGCCCGGCCGUGCGGCCCCGUCCCCCGGCACCAAGGCCCGGCCUCGUGGGGCGGCUCCGUGGGGUGCCCCCCAGCACACCCUGCAUGUGGUCUCCCCGCACCCCACAGACCCCUGGGGCUGCCCCGGCCCCUUCCACGCUGCAGAACGCAGCAGGUCCCAGCGCCCGUACAGAACGCAGCAGGCCGGCACCCAUGACACGCUGCUGGGCUUUCCCAUCUCUGUACCCAUCCUCUCCACCAACAGCCCUUCCACGUUCCUCAGCACCAUGCAACUCAAAAAACAAAAACAGCAACAAAAAAAAAACAAAAAAAAGAAAACAGCACAGCCACAGCAGCAGAAAGACUGAUGCUGAAUCCAUUUAAAUUCACUUACAUUCACAAGGGCUUGGCCUCAGAGAAUAUUUGAGACUUGGCUCUUGCCACAUGAUGCCAAUUUUUAAAAGCAUGCACCUCAGUGGAAGGGAAGCACUGAAAUCUCACAGAUUUCAAACCCAGACAUCACCAUUUUUACCAUGAUGUUACCAGUUCAGUUGUAACAUUCAGAAAUCAAUCGUUAUUGAUGUUCAUUGUACUGAAAUGUCAUCAAGGGAAGCACUUGCAACCUGGUUCAUAAGCAGGAAGGUUUUCCCCUAGGUUUGGAUGGAACUAAAGCAUGCAGGAUAGCAGCUAUCCCCUUUGCGUUCCAUGUCAGAAGAACAGCACCUGGCGGCAGGCAGAUGGAGGAGGAAAGAUGGGGUUGGAAGGGAAUGAAGUAAGUGGGCCACAGAACUGCCAGUCUGUAACAGCAAAGAAAGAAGGGAAGCAAACACCUCUUGUAGCACCUGGUUUGGGGUUGGAACAGGACCAAGAAGGCUCUCACUGCUUAUGGUGUCCCCAGGGAUGGUUGUGGUACCCAAACACUGCUGUCAACAAUGCAUGAGUAAAUAACAUCUAGCGCUUUGGGGUUGUAAAACAGGGUAUGGACAUCUCUGCUGGGGGAAGCAUUACUGUAAAAUCAUUAACUCAGUAUCAGUACCAAACUAACAAUGGGGAAAAACACACAAGAAGCUUAAUAAGCACUUAGGUAGUUGGCCUGCCCUCUGUCAAUGCCAUUAUUUGCCUGAGCAAUCCAGAUCAGCGGCAGCUGCCAACACAGCCGCCUUCAGUGUAGGCAUGUGGCCUAAGAGCUCACUUUCACUUUCACAUCAGAUAGGACUUUGCAUCCUUUUACAUUUAUACCUCAUUGCAGUUUAAAUUCCCUUCCAAACAAACGUCAUACAAAAUCUCUGACCACAGCAAUUGAGGACUCUGAUCUGAAUCUGUUGGAAAUAAUUCAGACUGCUGUGUCCAUAUUUCUGCUGUCAUCCAAGGCAGCCUUGUUUCCAUAAUACUUAGGAGAAAGGCGGAGCUGAUUUAUUUAUUUUUUCCUAUUUAUAUGAUUUGCUUUUCAUUUACAGGUACUAACAGCUCUUUUUAGUAACUUAUUUAAUGACCUUAAAUCACAAAUGAGCAGGAUAUGUGCCUAUUCCUUCUAAAAGGAGACUGUAUGGGCUAUAUGCAUACACAUAGGUGUAUGCAUAUACAUAUGAUAAAUGUAUUGCUAGUUAGAACAGCUAAUUCAAAAUAUCUCGAUACUGAUCUGAAAUUUCUCAUCAAAAUAUUCACUUUUUAUUUUAAAUUUUCGUUCAUCCCAACACUGAUGUCUGUGGAGGAUGCAGAAUAAUAAUAUUUCUAUUCUGCAGUAUUAGAACUAAAGGAAACUCAUUCCAUAGACGUCCAGGGACAGAGCUCUCUUUAUCUCUUGCAUAUCAGCUGCAGUGGAUAUGAGUUGCCAAGGCAAGAUUUCAAGGAAAUUGUUCUGAGUCACAACUGAGCCAUUCCCCUGUGCAACACGUCUGAGAGCACUGUCUGCAACCGCUGCACUCCUUCAGGGAGUCUGUGACUACAUAUUCUGUCAAAUAAAGAGAUGUGUGAACUAAACAUGUCUUCACAUCCAAGCACGCAGCACUGGCUAACGGGGUCAACAGAAGCAACAACGUGUUUGUAUGAAAAUUAACUGGAAGAAACACCAGCAGACGGAGCCAUAAAAUGCUGCAAAACCAGGAGUUCUGAAUUGCUCUUUAGUCUGAGGGCAAACCAAGGAAGUUUUGGCAAAUUCUUCUAAGGAAAAAGGGAAUUCCACCGGGAAGCUUAUACUAAAAGUUAAUAUCUCAUCCCCUUCAAGAAGUCUGUCAGCCUGUCACUCACAGAAACUUUUACUACCAUUCCUUGUACACAUGGCCACCAGCUAUAUUCUGCUGAAUUGUAAGCAAAGAAGACUGUGGUUAUGAAUGGUUAGGGAAACAGCAUUAAAGGGAUGCCAUCCAGAGGGACCUGGACACGCUUGAGAAGUGAACCCACACAAACUGAAUGAGGUUCAUCUAAGCCUCCUUUAAGGUAUU